Messenger RNA from Rhodotorula toruloides NP11, 2040 nucleotides. RefSeq names its product ribosome biogenesis large subunit GTPase 1. Gene Ontology annotation, molecular function: GTP binding; GTPase activity. Bases 1 to 2040 code for a protein of 679 amino acids. Gene Ontology annotation, cellular component: cytosol. Gene Ontology annotation, biological process: ribosomal subunit export from nucleus. The transcript is spliced from 8 exons. Lineage: Eukaryota; Fungi; Basidiomycota; Microbotryomycetes; Sporidiobolales; Sporidiobolaceae. The record is from RefSeq and is a predicted model, not a curated record.
AUGCCCAACGGACGGCCUGAGCGCAAGAACGGCGCGCAGAAGCGCAAGGUGGACAAGUCGGGACUCGGUCGAGCUAUCAUCAACCGGAAAGUGAGGGCGGCGAGGGAUGCGCAGGACCCGACUCUGCAUUCGUCCGAGAUUGCGGCAGGCCUGUCCUCGGUUACUCAGGAGAACGACCUCGACGAGUUUCUCAGCACCGCACAGCUCGCAGAGACCGACUUUUCGGCUGAGCGCCAGAACAUCAAGGUCGUCUCAGACCCCUCUCUGAACGCCGCCUCGCACAACCCCUACCUCCUCACUCCCCAACAAGAAGCCGAGCUGCGAACGAAGCAAAACGAGAACCAGCAGCGGCUGCAGGUACCACGACGACCGCCUUGGACGAGGCAGAUGACGACGGUUGAGCUGGAGAGGCAGGAGAGGGAUGCGUUCCUUGAAUGGAGGCGCGGGCUCGCCGACCUUCAGGACAACCAAGCCCUUCUCCUCACACCCUUCGAGCGCAACCUCGAAGUCUGGCGCCAGCUGUGGCGAACGCUCGAGCGGUCCGACCUGAUCGUCCAGAUCGUCGACGCACGGAACCCUCUCACGUUCCGCUCGGCCGACUUGGAGAAGUACGUGCUGGAGCUGAACGAGCUGGAGCGGCCGAGGGAGGAGGGGGAGCCGGCGCCGAAGCGGAAGAAUUUGCUGCUCAUCAACAAGUCGGACUUGUUGACACGGAAACAGAGGGAGGAGUGGGCCGACUACUUCGAGGCGAACGGGAUUCAGUACGCCUUCUUCUCCGCCGCGAACGGUAUUGCCUUGCAGGAGGAGCGCGCGCGACAAGAAGAGCUUGCGAACGGCGCGGAGGAGUCGUCGGACGAGGAGGACGAGGACGAGAUCCCGGGCAUGAAGAUCCCCAAGUCGGGCAACAAGCUCAAGGGCCUGAAUGCGAAGCCCAAGACUGAGGUUGCACCGGCAUCGCGGAGACGAGUGGUUGGACCGGACGAGUCGAGCGAUGAGGAGGACGAGGAUGACUCGGAUGAGGAGUUGGCGAGCAUCAUGCGGAGGGGGAUGGGUAUCUCCCUGCCCGGCAGUGAUGAGAGCGAGCGGACGCGGAUCUUGAGUGUGCUGGAGCUGGAGGAGCUGUUCUUGAGCCAUGCGCCCGAAGUCUCGCUCGCCAAGGGGCACGGCAACGAAAAGCUUGUCGUCGGUCUCGUCGGCUACCCCAACGUCGGAAAGUCGUCGACUAUCAACGCCCUCAUCGGCGAGAAGAAGGUGUCUGUCUCGUCCACGCCCGGCAAAACCAAGCACUUCCAGACGAUUCGCCUUUCGCCCGACGUCCUCCUCUGCGACUGUCCCGGUCUCGUCUUUCCCCAAUUCGCCGCGACAAAGGCCGACCUCGUCUGCAACGGUGUCCUCCCGAUCGACCAGUUGCGCGAGUUCACCGGUCCUGUCGAGCUCGUCACCCGCCGGAUCCCGCAGGAGGUGCUCGAGGGCACGUACGGUCUGCGAAUCACGAUUCUGCCGGAGAACGAGGGCGGAACGGGCGUACCGACUGCCGCUGAGUUCCUCAACACCUUUUCUAUCGCUCGCGGCUUCUUCACCGGUGGCCAAGGCAACCCCGACCAGUCUCGCUCCUCCCGCCUCGUCCUGAAGGACUACGUCAACGGCAAGCUUCUCUACUGCCACCCGCCUCCCGGCAUCGACUCCGACGACUUCAACCGCGAGACGCGCGACAUCGAGCGCCUGCGCGCGCAGAACAAGCUCAAGCGCAAGAUGGCGCCCAUGACUCGUGUCAGCCAGAAGUCGGACUACUACGUCCAUAACCCUGCGGCGGCGGCGGCGGGUGCGCCCGGAGGUGGGCGACCGAGCGAGGCGCGUGGGAAGGGCCAGAGUGCGAAGGCGAACGCGCUUGACAACUCGUUCUUCGGCGCGGAUGUCGGGAAGGCGGUCAUCGCGGGACUGAAAGGGAAGAAGGUGAAUGCGGCGACGGGAGGCGAGGACAAGAAGCACUUCAAGAAGAAGCGCGAGAAGCAGCGUUCGGGUAGGGGCUACGAGGUCUGA